GGUGCCGCUCCGGGGUAGCGCGCAUGCACCGAUUGGAGGGGCAAGAGCCACGCACGCAACACAGCCCGGGUAGAGGGUUCCCGUUUUUAUCAGCGAACGAAGCCGAGCGUCCGAAGCGGAUAUAGUCGAGAUGACCAAGCGGCUGGAGACCGUCGCCACCAUGACCUGCAUGAAAACCUUGCUGAUGCUGUUCAACUUCGUCUUCUGGGUGUCGGGGAUGCUGAUGCUGUGUAUCGGCAUAUGGAUGCGCAUCCAACUGCGGGAUUACGUGAACCUGAGCGCGGAGGGCAGCAGCGCGGCUCUCUUGGCCCUCUCGAGCUUAGGCUCGGUAUUGGCACUCGCGGCGACGCUCGCGUGUUGCUGCACCGCGCGCGGCCAUCCAGCUCUGUUAUACCUGUACGGCGCGUUCUUGGCCGUCGUGGCAUUGCUGGAGCUUGGCGCGGGCGCAUCGGUGUAUGCUUACCGUACGAGCCUGAACGAAGGAUUCGACCAAAGUCUGAACCAGAGCAUGGCCGCCUACAGGCCUGGGCAGGACAAUGACGCCAUGAGUGGUCACAUCGACUCGAUGCAGUCGACCUUGCAUUGUUGCGGCAAUCGCGGCUACGCCGAUUGGCUCCGCAUGUAUCCGCCGAAGGAGAUCCCUCAGUCCUGCUGCAAGGUGUCCAAGUGCGAUCCGAACAACGUCGAUCAAAUCUUCACCGAGGGAUGUUACAAUCGCGUGUUGGACUUCCUGAACGCCAACAUCGGUCUGGUAGCCGGCACGGCGAUCGGCGUGGCCUUCUUCCCACUGGUGGGCGUCUUCUUGGCCUGCUGCCUGGCCAGCAACAUCAACAAGGCUGAGUACGAGCAGGUUGCUUAGGCUUGGCAUUCGCGCAAGCAGCAACGGCGGUCCUAUCUGAAAACAAAACCCGCGUCGCUAGCGACAACCGCGAACGUAUUUAACGGCAGCACGAAAAUGAUCGCGAUGGAAGCGACCGGCCAUUUUGCCGCUUGAACUUCAACCGGAGGCCUCGAUGAGGGAAUCGGGCGACUCUGUCGUUCGUCGAAGGCCGUUGUUCCCAGCAAACAACAUGAUGACGUAUUAUGAAUGUCGAGUGACGUGUCGAAGACGAUGUCGCAGACAUCAUUAUUGAGUCACUAUGUUUGGUGGGUUUGUAACGAAAACAAGUUCGACGAACAAUGGAUUUGCGCCCUCCCCGCAUUGAUUCCUUCGAUUCUCACUUAAAAACGUCCGCGAUUGAUCGACAUCAUGAUCUACAUUGUCGUAUUAACGAGCGUAAUGAGUUUUUCCAAAGAAAACUUGUCGUUCGAAUCAGUAGUCUUUCGUUGAGAUUAUAUUUGUUUCAUGACCGUUACAGAAAUAUAACUCUAGUUUUCUCGUGCGCUUCGGUUUCACAUGAGAACGUGUUCGAAUGUGCUUCGCAUGACAAUUUAAAAACAAGUCUUGAUCUCGAGGAAUCCGCGAGCUCUCAAUGGGAUCGCGGAAGAUACGGAAUUGCAAGCGAGUCCUUCGUUCAGAUUAUAUUUAAAAAAAAAAUCAUGGGCGCGUUGAGAAAUAUAUUUUAGAAUUAAUAAGUUUUCGAAAAAAAGAAAAAAAUAGGAAGCAUAGUUGUUUUGAUCGCUAGACGGAAUUGAACGCGACGCAUUGAAUUGAGUGAAUUGAAUGACGACACAUUUCCUCGCAUGAAAGGGUCGAACCGUGUUGCGAUACGCGAGAGUACGACUGGUGAUUUUGUGGGCCGACAUAUAUUAGAAACGUGAUUGCUGUUGCUUUCGGAAGAAGCAUUUUCUGCUAUUAUCGUAUAUCGAACCGAGUGCAAAAUUGGAUCACAGCAUCGGGUGGGUAAAACUCAACAAAAGUCGAACGAUCAAACAUCACGUAGGUAGAAGAAGAACCGCUAGAAAUACAGAAUUGUAUCGAUAGCGCGGGUUGUUACGUCUUCGUUACGAUCGAUCGGAUCGUAACGCGAAGAAUUCGCGCGGCAGAGCGGCAGGCUUAUUUAACAAACGCCUGUUCACGAUGACAGGCGCGAG
This is a messenger RNA of Dinoponera quadriceps, 2034 nucleotides long. RefSeq names its product tetraspanin-6-like. NCBI's taxonomy places the organism in Eukaryota, Metazoa, Arthropoda, Insecta, Hymenoptera, Formicidae. The transcript is spliced from 6 exons. Gene Ontology annotation, cellular component: membrane. Bases 131 to 859 code for a protein of 242 amino acids. The record is from RefSeq and is a predicted model, not a curated record.